Molecule: messenger RNA, 1010 nt
Organism: Babesia bovis T2Bo
Lineage: Eukaryota; Apicomplexa; Aconoidasida; Piroplasmida; Babesiidae
Product: N-terminal conserved domain of NUDC family protein
Exons: 2
Coding region: 52-981 (309 amino acids)
Biological process (GO): protein folding
Cellular component (GO): cytoplasm
Source: RefSeq, a predicted model, not a curated record
CUAUUAUUGAUACAAGUACACACUUUCUGAUGAUUUCAUUAAGACGGCAGAAUGGAGCGUGACGUGGCUGAGACUGACCAUAUUAUGUUCAUGCUUAUUGAGCACUGCAAGGGUAUUGAGGACUUGCUGGACACAGUAUUUGAAUUUUUGGGUCGCCGCAGCGACUUCUUUGAUUAUGGCGUGGACGAUGACCCUAACCAGCACUUGGAGAAGUGUGUUAAGUUGGUCAUGCGUCGCUGCCGCAAGGCAGGCGCUGAGGCCAUGGAGUCUAAGCGUGAGAUGUUUGAGGAGCGCAAGCGCGAGGCUGAGGAGAAGCGCAAGUUAGCUGAGGCUCGUAUUGCUGGCCAGGGUGCUUCUAAUGUGAUUGAUGCAACGUCAUGUGAUGACGAUGAGAUCAUUGAGGUACCCCGUGGUCAAGAUUCUGUGGAGACCGUAGAGGAGCCAGUUGAGCAGGUUGACGCGAAUGCACCUCCUGCCGGUAAUGGAGGUACUACCAAGUGGUACGUCUGGACGCAGACCUUGAUUGGCGUUGACUUAUCGGUGCCCCUGCCUCCGGGCACCGUGAGUCGCAACGUCAAGGUCGAGAUUACUCCCAACAGGCUUGCUGUAUUUUUGAAGGGCAAUGAAUUGUUUUCUGGUGAGCUCCAUGACACCGUUAAGAGCGAUGACUGUUACUGGACUCUUGCUGAUGGCAAUACAUUGCAGAUAACAUUGGAGAAGCGUAACCGUAACCAGUGGUGGUCUCGUGUUAUUAAGGGUCACCCUGAGAUUGACGUGCAGAAGAUAGUCCCUGAGAAUUCUUCGUUGAGUGAUCUUGAUCCUGAGACUAGGCAAACCGUUGAGAAGAUGAUGUUUGAGCAGAGUAUGCGUGAGAUGGGUAUUCCCAUAGAUGCGCUUUCAUCUCAGUUGGAGAUGCUUGAGAAGUUCCGUGCGGAUCACCCUGAGAUGGACUUUUCCAAUGCCAACGUCAACGUCGGUUAAUGAGGGUAUCCAGCACUAAAAACCCAUCC